This is a messenger RNA of Strongylocentrotus purpuratus (purple sea urchin), 2460 nucleotides long. RefSeq names its product deoxyribodipyrimidine photo-lyase. Gene Ontology annotation, biological process: photoreactive repair. NCBI's taxonomy places the organism in Eukaryota, Metazoa, Echinodermata, Echinoidea, Camarodonta, Strongylocentrotidae. The coding region runs from base 72 to 1718 and encodes 548 amino acids. The transcript is spliced from 12 exons. Gene Ontology annotation, molecular function: deoxyribodipyrimidine photo-lyase activity. The record is from RefSeq and is a predicted model, not a curated record.
UUGUGUUCUGCCGCGAUCAACACUGCUCUGCACUCCCGACUGCACUGUCUAGCUAACGAAGUUUUUGAUAAAUGAUAACCUUUUCUGUCCAAGGACUUAAGCUUGGACACCAUUGUCAGUGUUGGAAAGUGGUGUUUUUAUCCAGAUUCAUUCCAUCACGCUCAUAUUCUUCCAUAAUGGGAAAGGACGGCCAAACAGCCAAGAGGUCAAGUGAAGGUCAAGACAAUGGUGAAACAAGUGCCGCCAAAAAGGUGAAGAAAGAAGAGGAUGGAGCCGAGGUUCAAGAUCUCCAAACCAAGGUGGCAAGCCUCCGGAAUGCUUCUGGAAGCUCCAUCCUCAACUUCCAGUUCAACAAGAAGCGUGUGAAGAUCCUCUCUGACACAAUGGACAUCGCAGAAGACAACAGAGGCAUUGUCUACUGGAUGAGCAGAGACCAGAGAGUCCAAGAUAACUGGGCUCUCUUGUUUGCGCAACGCUUGGCCAUGAAACAGGAGGUCCCUCUUCAUGUCUGCUUCUGUCUCGUUCCCAAGUUCCUUGAAGGCACCAUCAGGCAUUUCAACUUUGUCCUCGAAGGACUCAAAGAAGUCUCUCAGGAACUGCACCUCUUGGACAUCUCAUUCCAUCUAUUGAUUGGGUAUGCCAAGGAUGUCCUACCUGGGUUCAUCAAGGAUCAUGGGUUGGGAGCAGUGGUGACAGACUUCUCUCCUCUCAGGACAUCCAGCCAAUGGGUCACAGAUGUCAAGGAAGAGCUUCCAAAGAAUAUACCUUUUUGUCAGGUUGAUGCACACAACGUAGUUCCGUGUUGGGAGGCAUCCAAUAAGCUAGAGUAUGGUGCCCGAACUAUCCGUCCAAAGAUUACCAAACAGUUGAGCACCUACCUCACCGAGUUCCCUCCAGUCAUCUGCCAUCCUCAGAAGGCUAAGGCCAAAGCAGAGCCCAUAGACUGGGAGGGGGCCUAUGCUAGCCUAGAAGUAGACCAGACCGUCAAACCUGUAGACUGGGCCAAACCCGGGACCUCGGAGGGUAUGAAGAUGCUGGACUCGUUUGUCAAGGAGAGGUUGAGGUACUUCAGCAGUGCUAGGAAUGAUCCAACCAAGAGUGUCUGCAGUAACCUCUCACCAUGGAUCCACUUUGGUCAGUUGUCAAGCCAGCGUGCUGCCCUCAUUGUCCGACUCUAUAGAAGUCGCUUCAGUGAAUCUGUUGCAGCCUUCAUAGAGGAGUCCAUCAUCAGACGAGAAUUGUCAGAUAAUUUCUGUUUCUACAACGACAAAUAUGACUCUAUUGAAGGAACCAAUGACUGGGCCAAGAAGACGUUAAAGGACCAUGCAAAGGACAAGAGAGAUUAUGUGUAUAGCAGAGAGACACUGGAGAGGGCUAAGACAUAUGAUCAACUCUGGAACAGUGCACAGAAGCAAAUGGUUCGUGAGGGUAAGAUGCAUGGUUUUCUGCGCAUGUACUGGGCUAAGAAGAUCCUGGAAUGGACUACAUCACCGGAGGAAGCCCUAGAGAUCGCCAUCUACCUCAACGACCGAUAUUCCCUAGACGGCCGCGACCCCAACGGCUAUGUAGGUUGCAUGUGGUCUAUUUGUGGCAUCCACGACCAAGGCUGGGGCGAGAGGCCUGUCUUUGGCAAGAUCCGCUUCAUGAACUACAAAGGCUGCAAGCGCAAGUUUGACGUAGACACUUUCGUCAACCGGUACAAGAAGUACAACCUGUGAGGAGACAAAUUUUAUCAUUCUUUUUCAACAAACAAGAGUGAGUGAGGUUGAAUUUGCUGAAGUGCGGACAUCAGCUGGUACAAGAAAUGCACUCUCUCAGAGAUACAUGUACCUUGCCCGUUUGUGAGAUAUGGAUUUAGUUUUGUAGAUUUGCUAUUGAAACUGAGUUUAGUUUAAAGUUCUAGAGCAGUGGGUGAAAUGGAUCAACAUUUGUGAUCUUUAUUGGUGUAAAAAGUGUGGGUUUAGACUUUACAACAGUGUGUGAAACAGAGGUCUAGUUUUGUACUUUUUCAUUGGUAGUGAAUCUAAUUUAAGAAUUGUGAGCAGUAUGUAAUUUGGUUAGUAAUGAGUACAUCGUGAUAAAUUUAACAGGGAUGUUGACAUAUGGUCUGAAAAUAUCAGUCUAGUCUAAAUUGGGUCCAGGACCUAAAGAAUGUGUGAUACCCAAAGGAUUCAUGCUGUAUACAUCCACAAGGAUCUAAUAUAAGUACGUCAUUUUAGUAAUGUCCAGACGGUUGUGGGUUUAUUUAGUAGUGUGCAUAAACAUGUAGCAUUACUGAAUUAAAUGUUCCUUCUGGAAAUAACUACAUGUAUUACGACAGUCUUUCAAGAGUGUGCUGUGAAGGUCCGCUCACAUAUUCAGCUUUAUGAAAACUUUCGGUAUUUAAAGAUAAAGGUGAGUUCUGGUCAUCUGAUUGCAUUAUGACAGAAAAGGUGUGGAAUGGAUCAGAAAAAGUUGAUC